AUGCGUUCUCUCCUCCUUGCCCGCACGUGCGCCUUCGCUUCGCGGCGCUUCCUCUCCGCGCUCGCCGGCAGCGGGGCCGGGGCCCCGUGCGCCGGCGUGGUGUACGGGUUCGGGGAUAAUUGCCAUGGCGCGGUGGGCCAGCCGCCACCGGCUGCCGACGCCUACGUGCCCACGCCCGUGCCCUCCCUCCCGCCGUCCGUGAGCGCCGUCGCCGCCGGUCACUACCACUCCCUCGCCGUAUCUGCCGCCGGAGAGGUCUGGGCGUGGGGGCGCAACGACGAGGGCCAGCUCGGCCGCAGGCUUCACUCCCCGAGGAAUACUUGGAGCAACGCAGAACUGGUCAGAGGAUUGGAAAAUGUUCAAGUUCAAGCUGUAUCUGCUUCAGGCGUUGUUUCAGCAGCAAUAGGAUCUGAUGGUUCUUUAUGGGUUUGGGGGAGAUCAAAGCGUGGCCAACUUGGACUUGGGAAGGACAUUGUAGAGGCAGCAGUGCCAUCUAAAGUGGAAGCUCUUGCUAGCUACGACAUUGUUAAGGUAUCAUUUGGAUGGGGGCAUGCCAUGGCAUUGACAAAGGAUGGAAAGCUAUUUGGUUGGGGAUACUCGGAAAAUGGAAGUAUAGGAGAAAUGGGUCAAAGCACUAGAGCUCUUUCUGCAGAAGAAUACAUAGGAAAAAUGGCAGACAAGUAUUCUAGUUCAAUGCUGGAGGCUGUUGAAAAGAUGGUUGAAGAGAAAAUUCGCAGUGAAGACAUUAUGCCCAUUAUCUGGGAACCAUCACUUGUUCAUGAAGUGAGUCAUCUUGAGGUGUCUGACGUAUCUUGUGGGCUUGAUCAUUCCUUGAUUCUCUGCUCUGAUGGCAUUGUACUGAGCGGUGGUGACAACACUUACGGACAACUGGGUAGGAAGGCAGGGCCGCCCAAAUUUCUUCCUGUCGGCAUGAGCUACAAGCCAUUCUCCAUGUCAGCAAGUGUCGGUCACUCUCUAGCAUUAUGCCAUACAAUGACUGAGGGCACUGACGGCGUGGAAACUGGCCUCCUCUCAUGGGGGUGGAACUGCAACUCCCAGCUCGGACGGCCUGGUCAAGAGGACAUCCCUGCACUGGUGGACUGUCUGAGCACGGAGAGGCUGGUAACGGCCUCGGCUGGUCGAGUCCAUUCAGUUGCUCUCACGUCCAAAGGUGAAGUUUGGACCUGGGGAUCAGGCAGGAAUGGCAGGUUAGGUCUGGGCAGCUCCAUUGAUGAGGCGGAGCCGUGUCUUGUAGAUACCCUGGAAGGGGUGGAAGUCUUGCAAGUUGCAGCAGGGAUGGACCAUAGUCUCCUCCUGGUCUCCGAGUAG
Messenger RNA from Miscanthus lutarioriparius, 1329 nucleotides. The record is from the annotation of a GenBank genome assembly. NCBI's taxonomy places the organism in Eukaryota, Viridiplantae, Streptophyta, Magnoliopsida, Poales, Poaceae.